GCACAAGGCUCAACGUUACAAACCUCUGACCACCCAUUGGAUUAUUUAUGGUGAUGCCUUUCGUCUGCGACUCACUAUAGAGGCGACGUUGAUAGCAUAAGCAAACAUUUUUAACGUCUAACGCAUUUCGAAAGUUGUUGGAUUUGUAGGGUUUCUUUUGACGGUAGGAGUUUGGAACUCCGAAGAUGUCUCUGGCCGAUGAGCUCCUGGCUGAUCUGGAGGAGGCGGGGGAUGAGGGGGAGGAUGGGCUGUACCUGGGCGAAGAGGGGGAGAGUGAUGGGGAGGCAGGGGAGGGACAGGUAGAGGGAGGUUUGGAGGACAUUCCAGAGGAGAUGGAGGUGGACUACAGCGGAGCUGAGAGUGUCUCGUCCAUCGCUAAACUACGUAACAGCAAACAGUUCUCAGAGAUCAUGGACAAAAUUGCAAUCUAUGUCGAGAAGCAGCGCAAGAACUCUGAAGUCUCCGGUCCGGUGGAGGCAGACCCAGAAUACAAGCUCAUCGUUGCUGCCAAUAACCUCACAGUAGAAAUUGAGAACGAACUGAACAUCAUUCACAAGUUUGUACGUGACAAGUAUUCUAAGAGGUUCCCUGAGUUGGAGUCCCUGGUGCCCAACUCUCUGGAUUACGUCCGCACUGUCAAGGAGCUGGGGAACAACCUGGACAAGUGUAAGAACAACGAGAAUCUGCAGCAGAUCCUGACCAAUGCCACCAUCAUGGUGGUCAGCGUCACAGCCUCCACCACACAGGGGACGAUGCUGGGUGAGGAUGAACUGAAGAGGUUGGAGGAGGCCUGUGACAUGGCGCUAGAGCUGAACCAAUCAAAACACAGGAUCUAUGAAUAUGUGGAGUCCAGGAUGUCAUUCAUUGCUCCUAAUCUGUCAGUCAUCGUUGGAGCCUCGACCGCAGCCAAGAUCAUGGGUAUUGCUGGGGGCCUGACCAACCUGUCUAAGAUGCCAGCCUGUAACCUGAUGCUGCUGGGAACCCAGAAGAGGACCCUGUCAGGGUUCAGCAGCACCGCUGUGCUCCCACACACCGGCUACAUCUACCACUGUGAUGUGGUCCAGACUCUACCCCCGGACCUGAGGAGAAAGGCAGCACGUCUGGUUUCAGCUAAGUGCACCCUGGCAUCCCGAGUGGACAGCUUCCACGAGAGUGCAGACGGCAAGGUGGGCUACGACCUGAAAGAGGAGAUCGAGAAGAAGUUUGAUAAAUGGCAGGAGCCUCCGCCGGUGAAGACUGUCAAACCCCUGCCAGCACCGUUGGACGGACAGAGGAAGAAGAGAGGAGGGCGGAGGUAUCGUAAGAUGAAGGAGCGUCUGGGUCUGACAGAGAUCAGGAAACAUGCCAACAGGAUGACCUUCGCAGAGAUUGAGGAUGAUGCGUACCAGGAGGACCUGGGUUUCAGUCUGGGCCAGCUGGGGAAGUCGGGCAGCGGACGCGUCAGACAGGCUCAGGUCAACGAGGCCACCAAGGCCAGGAUAUCCAAGUCCCUACAGAGGAAGCUGCAGAAGCAGAACAUGACAUACGGCGGCAGGUCCACAGUUGGCGGCAGGUCCACAGUUGGCAGCAGGUCCACAGUCGGCGGGAGGUCCACAGUUGGCGGGAGGUCCUCGGUCAGAGACAACUCCUCAGGAACAAGUUCCAGCGUAGCCUUCACUCCACUACAGGGACUGGAGAUCGUGAACCCGCAUGCAGCAGAGAAGAAGGUGGCUGAGGCCAACCAAAAAUACUUCUCCAACAUGGCAGAGUUCCUCAAGGUCAAGAAGGAGGGAGAGGGAAAGUGAGGAGUAUACGAUUUAUCAUACACAUCCACACAUAUACUUACACACAGGAGAGACUGAUAUACAGACAUACCAACUUGUAUUUCAAAAUGAAUGCAGAUGGAAUGAAAUGCAUUCACACUAACUGAUCAGGCGUCAUUGCAUAACCAUGGGGAGAAGAUCGACCAUGACAGUGAAGAACAUAUAUUGUUUAGAUUGUAUAUUUGUUUUAGAGCAUGUUGUGCUUUUUUCUUACGUUUUGACUCCAUUUUAAUAAAAUGAAACUAAUACUUC
Messenger RNA from Oncorhynchus kisutch (coho salmon), 2054 nucleotides. It is a transcript of the gene prpf31, whose product is annotated as PRP31 pre-mRNA processing factor 31 homolog (yeast). Gene Ontology annotation, biological process: mRNA splicing, via spliceosome; spliceosomal tri-snRNP complex assembly. Lineage: Eukaryota; Metazoa; Chordata; Actinopteri; Salmoniformes; Salmonidae. Gene Ontology annotation, cellular component: precatalytic spliceosome; U4/U6 x U5 tri-snRNP complex; U4 snRNP. The transcript has 13 exons. The record is from RefSeq and is a predicted model, not a curated record. Bases 186 to 1784 code for a protein of 532 amino acids.